This is a messenger RNA of Coccidioides immitis RS, 642 nucleotides long. RefSeq lists its product as uncharacterized. Lineage: Eukaryota; Fungi; Ascomycota; Eurotiomycetes; Onygenales; Onygenaceae. The coding region runs from base 1 to 642 and encodes 213 amino acids. The record is from RefSeq and is a predicted model, not a curated record. The transcript is spliced from 2 exons.
AUGAAGAAAAUAAAGCUUUCAACAAUACAGGCAGAAAUUUCUUUACUUGACCAUGAUCUUGAGAAUCUUGAGCCUACUGAUAAUGUUUCUACUUAUGCAGACCUGAAUGCACAAGAUGGUUCUGCUGUAAAGGCAGGAGCUGAGACUGCUAUUACUGCAGCUAUUGGCAAAGAGUUUCAAGAUGAUAUUGAAAUUGGUCCUACUGAUGAAGAUGUUGACACCAAUUUUGAGGAGAACACCAAUGAUGCUGUUAAAACUGUGAACAAGAUUAUUCAUGGAAUUAGCUUCAAUAUUCCUUUGCCUUCUAUGGAUAAAGACACAAGAAAAGUCUUAAUUGAAGAGUUUACCAAAAAUGCUGUUGAUAUUGAAAUGCUAUUUGUGGGAAAGUGUGGAUCUGACAAUAGACUAAUGACUGACACCAAACAUCUGGAACACCUUGAAAUGAGUGAUGAUGAUGAUGAUAAUAAAGAUUCUAUUGAGAAUACUGGUGAGGCUCUCUUUGAGCUGAAUUGCAUGCUCAAUAUAACUGGAGCAGAAGCUUCAGAUUAUCUUACUGCUUGUUCUGACUUGAAUAUGAACUCUGACAACCUGAUAGUUGCAAAUCUUACACUGAAACCUUGGCAAGUUACUGAGGUUGCUUGA